This is a messenger RNA of Clonostachys rhizophaga, 309 nucleotides long. Lineage: Eukaryota; Fungi; Ascomycota; Sordariomycetes; Hypocreales; Bionectriaceae. The record is from the annotation of a GenBank genome assembly.
AUGGUUGCACUCAAACACUUGAGCAUUUCUGCCGUCCUCGGGCUGGGUCUUGCCAGCCGUGGACUUGCACAGUCCCUUGAUAAACCCGAAGAUCUUGAUGUUCGCGGUGAAAUCGUGGAGGAAAUUGUCGCUCGGGAUCUCGAUCUUGGUCUUGAAGAAAGAGACGAGGAUGAUGAGCUUGGGAUUCGUAACUUCGAGGAAGAGCUCCUAGAGCCUCGGGAUCUCGACGUUCGACGGAACAAGAGGCCCCCUCGCCCAGCCCCUAAGUCUGCUCCUCGCCCCCGUCCUAACGCCCGUGAUCUCGAAUAA